Diorhabda sublineata is the source of this 1893-nucleotide messenger RNA. RefSeq names its product zinc finger protein 431-like. Gene Ontology annotation, cellular component: chromosome. The transcript has 4 exons. Gene Ontology annotation, biological process: regulation of transcription by RNA polymerase II. NCBI's taxonomy places the organism in Eukaryota, Metazoa, Arthropoda, Insecta, Coleoptera, Chrysomelidae. The coding region runs from base 1 to 1893 and encodes 630 amino acids. The record is from RefSeq and is a predicted model, not a curated record. Gene Ontology annotation, molecular function: chromatin insulator sequence binding.
AUGGGGGAGAAAGUAGCUACUGGAUCGAAGACCAAAACAAAAAGACUGAAAAUAACAAAGAAGCAAGUUAAAAAUGAAAGGAAUGACAGCGAUACAGUAUCAGAUAACGAUUGGUUUCCGGACGGCGCUAAUAAGAAGAAGAGAAUUUAUAGAAAAAAAUCACAGGAUUCGCCGGCGGAACUAGAAAAGAAGAAACCAGUGAAAAAGAGAAAACGAAAUAAUGAAAUAGAAGAUAAAGAUACAACAUUUAUUAAAUCAGAGAUAUCUUUUAAAUCUGAAGAUAUUGAUAUUGAAAAAUCAGAUCUUAAAAAAUUUGUUAAUCUCAACGAAGUACCAGAACCUGUUAAUUGCAAACAAUGCGGUCAAACUUUUCAAACGCAUAUUGAUCUUGGAAUGCACUCUAUAUGUCAUUCUAAAGAUAACUUAUACACCUGUCAUAUGUGUGACUUUUCCAAAGAUAAAAAAUCCGUUUUCAAAAAUCAUAUCCGAAGCCACGAUCUUUGGAAAUGCGAAAAAUGCGGCAAAAUUUUCAAAAUUAAAAGAUGCGCUUACAAACAUUCAAAAACUCAUAACGCGAAAAGCUUCGUACAAUGCGAAAUAUGCGGUAAAGACGUACGAAACGUUUAUUUAGAUACACAUAAAAAAUUGGUUCACGCCGAUGAAAAAAAUAUUCAAAUUUACAAGUGUCAUCUUUGCGAUAAAGCUUAUAAAAACUCAACCGCACUCAAAGGGCAUUACUCCUAUAAUCACAAGGAAUAUGGCGUUGACACGUCAGUAAUUUGUGAUAUUUGCGGUAUGAGAUUGUCCUGUAAAGGCAAAUUAGGUCAGCAUUUAAGGACCCACACUGGAGAUAGACCUUUCCCGUGUACUAUUUGUCCGAGAAAGUUCAUUUCCAAAGAUAUUUUAAGAGCUCACAUGAGGGUUCAUACCGGUGAAAAACCUUACGUUUGUAUGUAUUGCGGUAAGAAGUUCGCCCAUGGCGCUCCCUAUCGGAAGGAACGCAACAAUAAAAGCCGAAGGAGAAAAUUCAACAAAGUCACUAAAAAAUCUCGUAAAGUGAUACAUAAAAAACCUAUAGUAGAACCAGUAAUUUUAAAUCAAGCCUUAGAAUGUAAAAAAUGCUUUAAAUACUUUCCCAAUAACGUAGAUUUCGCCCUUCACUCCGUCGAACACAGCGAAAAUAACGAGUAUCAAUGCCACUUGUGUGAUUUCAAACUCAAAUCCGUAUACCGUUUCGAAAAACAUAUCAGAUGUCACGAGGGCUCAAAUUUGUACAAAUGUGGAAUGUGUGACAAGACUUUCAAGAUAGGUACUCACGCUUUAGAGCAUGUUUACUUCCAUACAGGUGAAAAACCUUUUCCGUGUGAAAUAUGCGGUAAACGUUUCAUGUAUAGUCGUUUACUAAGCGCCCAUAGGCGUUUAUCCCAUUAUUCGGUCUUAACCGGUAAGCCCCUCGUUAAAUACGAUUGUAAAAUAUGCGGCAAGCAUUACGAAUCAUACCCAGGUUUACAAAGGCACAUGUUCAGCAAGCAUGACGAAUCCGGGAUCGACCGUUCUGUAAUGUGCGAUGUUUGUGGCAAAAAAAUUAAAAACAAAGAUAAACUGAAGUUUCAUCUGAGGAUUCAUAGUGGAGAUAAACCGUUUUCUUGUGUUAUUUGUGGUAAGAAAUUUGCUAAAAAAGAUUUUCUUCAAGCUCACAUGCCUGUUCAUACUGGUGAAAAACCUUUUUCAUGUAAAGAUUGUGGUAAAACAUUUGCACAUCGUGCUCCAUUGUGGUACCACAAGAAAACUCAUACCGGCGAAAAGCCCAAUGUUUGUAGGUUUUGUGGAAAAGGCUUCAUUUCUAAACCUGCCAUGGAUAGUCAUACAAGGAGCUGUAGAAAAGCUGCUUGA